Messenger RNA from Mycena indigotica, 4377 nucleotides. Its product is annotated as Rpa49 subunit specific to nuclear RNA polymerase I. Bases 1 to 4377 code for a protein of 1458 amino acids. The record is from RefSeq and is a predicted model, not a curated record. Lineage: Eukaryota; Fungi; Basidiomycota; Agaricomycetes; Agaricales; Mycenaceae. The transcript has 10 exons. Gene Ontology annotation, biological process: nucleolar large rRNA transcription by RNA polymerase I; RNA polymerase I preinitiation complex assembly; transcription elongation by RNA polymerase I. Gene Ontology annotation, molecular function: DNA binding. Gene Ontology annotation, cellular component: RNA polymerase I complex; microtubule organizing center.
AUGUCUGGUGAAGCAGCUAGUCGCAAGCGCAAACGGGAAUCAUCGCCAGUCCGCGAACUUGCCUUCAGAUUGGCGACGCAUCCGGUACUGCCUGAUAGAGCAGGGCCAGUCCUAGUCAAUUUUCCCUCCCUUUCCGCCCCUUCCACUACGCCAUUCAAAUGCUACGUCAAAAGACACAAGAAAUCAGAUGAACAGCUUCUUGUCGUAGGCGAAACCGAUGCCGUUGAAUUUGAAUCCAACGAGCAUGAAACUCGGAGGGUAGCAGACUCGGGUUGCGCCUACCUUGUCGCUAUACAUAACAAGAAAACAUCCUCCCUGACUGUUUUGCCUCAAUCCUUGACCCCCCACGUGCUCACUCGUACUGUCAAGGCACUCAAAUCUAUCCCACCUGCCCCAGAGCCAUCCGCGAUGGAAUAUUUUAAAGCGAAAACCGUUCUUGGGGAGACCUUUGGUACCAAAAAAGCCAAGGCUGCAAUCAAGGCGCGGGAAAGGAACGUUGUUGAUGUUGGGGCUAUGGAGGGCUCGAUUGGUUUUGUUAUGGCGGGGAUUGACAAAGGUGCAGAAGGAUUGAUGACGAAAGAGGGAGCAAAGGUUCUUGCAGACAACUCCCGCCCCAUACCGCCUUUCAAUGCGGAGACUGCAAACCAGGAAGAGGUUUAUCCGUUGCAUGGCAUCAUACCGGAGGCAGAAUGGAAAGUGCUCCAAGUUGCGCCGUUCUACGAGGCGGGUACUACAACCGAUCGUCGCCAGUUACUACCACUUCGAAGUUCAGACUGGGUCAAUACUCGUGUGGACUCAACACUAGCAGCUGGCAAGAACAAAGACAGGAAACGCACACUCAAAAUCGUAUUCUAUAUUUCCUGUAUGAUGGCAUUCCGACGCGAAAUUUCCCGAAAGGUUUCUCGAGAAGACCUCUCGAAUCGGCUGUCCCUCGUGCCCGACAGUGUGGUCGAUUCUUUGGUCUCCAGGUUUUCCCAAACAACUCGAGAUUCGACUCAACCACGCAGCACGCCGGACCUUGAGCUUCGUCUACUGGCCCAUAUGCUUGCUCUAUGCCUCCACGUUGACAGUUUCGCUGUUGACCAUACUACGAUUGCACACGACUUGGCCAUGCCUACUGAGAAAAUAUCUGCGAUAUGCAGAAACCUUGGAUGCAAGAUCACCAAGCUGGGCGAGCGCGAACGGACAAGGCUUGGGCUACCGGAUAGCGUUGCAGAUGAAAAGAGGGCAGUAUUAACCGCUCCAGUUGAAUUCCCGAAAAUAAGAGCAAAGAAGAACGAUAAGCGUCAACAAACAACACUCUCAACCCACAUUGUACGACGGAUGGCGGCAGCCAUGUCCGGCAUGGGAGACACGUCUGGUCUCUCCGUGGGCACUCUUCCUGAGUUAUCUCUAGGCUCCUUUGAUCUCACUUCACAACAAACACCCGCGAAAUUGCGAGUGCCUUCCUCCUCUUCUGGCACUUCUGCCCAAUCCUCCCAACCAAUUGCAACGCCGUCCCCACCAGUUUUCUCCAGGAGAACGACAGUAACAGAGAAGACCAGCUUCUUUGACAACGGGGACGACGAUGUCGAUGGUGGUGCUGAUUAUGGGGUCGGCACGCCUAUUGCCACGCGUCCAAAGCGCAAUGCCCGACCUGUACCGGCUUCCGGAUCCAAGGGUGCAUUGACUUUGCGAGACCAGGAGAAGCACAUCGACAACCUCAAGAAAGAGAACUUCAAUAUCAAACUACGAGUGCAUUUCCUCGAGGAACGUUUGGCUCAACUCGCACCCGACCAGAUCGAUGCUGCACUGAAACAGAAUAUUUCGCUCAAGAUCGAGGUUCAACAGCGUGGAAUGGAGCUCAAGAAAUUGAAGAAACUCGUGUUGGAGCUUGAACGAGAGUUGGAGAGGCUACAGAAGGCGGGUAGUAACCGUGGAAGCAGCAAUCGUGAACGCGAACGGGAGUUGGAGGAGAAACUAGAGGAGCGGGAAAGGGAACUGCGAGAACUCAGGCGAAGAGCAGCAGAUGGUGCAGCAGACGCGUUGCUGGCUGACCGGAAUGCUGAGCUGGAAGAUGAACUGGAUAAUAUGCGUGGCCUGGUGGAGGACAAUAUGGAAGAAUUGGAAAGGCUACGCGAUAUUGUUGAACGGUAUGACAACGCGGACAACCCGGACUCAACUCGAGUGGUCUCGCUAGAAAACACCAUUGCCGACCUUCGAGAGAGAGUCGAAGAUCAGGCAGCUCUUCUUCAACAACGCGAAGAAGAGAAGGACGACCUAGCGGACACAGUAGAACAACUUCAACUUGAAAACGAAGAGUUGCAACAACAACUCCAACGAGCGGAAGCACAGGAACGUUCUGAAAGUCGUGCGAUGAUUCUGGAGGAGAGAGAAGAGAGAGCAGCAGUUGAGGAAGAUCUUAAUGCAGCCCGUGAUAAACUCGCAGCAGCAUUAAUAGAGCUGCAACAGAAAGAGGACGAAAUCGAAGCCAAGAAUACCGAAAUUGACAAUUACAUCGCGGAACACGAUCGAGUCGUUGCCGUUGUCGAAGACGAAUGGCGAGGUGAGGUUGAAGAGGCCAGGGGGCAGGUCGACGAACUACGGGAUGUUCUUGCGGAGCGGGAUUCUGAGGCAAAGGAUCUGCGACUCCACAUCACAGAACUAGAGGCCAAUACGGAAGAUCUGCAUGCCAAGUUUGAAGCUGCUCUUGCUCAUCUUGAAGAGGAAGCAGAAACCAAGGAUCGAACCAUCGAAAAACUGGGCGAACAAAUAUAUGUUCUGGAAGAUGAAAACGACCGUAUGAAAGAAGAAGGCGAACGUGUUCGAGAUGAGGAGAUUAUAGAACGAGAACGACUCGAAGCGCUGUCGGCUGCUCUCAAAGAUAAAGUUGCUGCGCUUAAAAUGGAGCUGGAUGAAAUGACACAAAACUACGAAGAAUGCAGUAAUGAUAUUCAUGCUCAUCGCGCCCGACAAGAAGAACUUGCCACACAUGUCGAAGAUCUGGUUGCCCAACUGCAAGCUGAUCGGGCCGCUUCGGCACAAGCUGCUGCUGAUGCUGAUGCCGCAGCACGGGAACAGGCAGCUGCCUUGCGUGCCGAACGCCGCACUGUUGAAGCGAAGGAGUCUGCGCUACAGAGUGCCCUCGCGGAUCUCGCCAGAACACAAGCUCAACUAGGAGCCAGAGAUGCGGAUCUAGCGGCAGUUCAAGCUGCACUGACGACACUAGAGGGUGAAUCAAAGCGUGCUGGCGAGACACAUACAACUGCCAAGUUCUCGUUGGAACUCGAGGUAGAUCGUUUAAAACGAGAUUUAGAACGGCUCGAGUCUGAGCUAGCGAGGGCUCGUUCCGAGUUGUCUGACGGCGAGAGUAGAGGGAGGGGAAGGGACGAGGUUAUGGACGCCAUGCAUGCCGAAAUUCUUCAACUCAAGGGAGAAGUCAGUGCUCAAACACAAGCGAGGCUCAAUGUCAGCGAAAGACUUGAUGCUGUUCAAGCAAGUCUUAAGGCGGCUGAAGCCGAGGUUGCCGGCUACAAGAAGCGGGUAGCCGAUUUGGAGGCGCGCCUUAACAAGGACCAACGAGCCUUGCUUUCCGCGGAAAGCCAGUAUCGCGAUCAACUCACAGAGCGGAACACGCUGCUUCUCACCAUCUACCAGUACAUGGACAAGAUUCUUGGUGUUGACAAGACGCCUAAAAAGGCUGGUCAGGCGGAAACCAAGCCCUUCACAAAUUUCAAUGUCUUCCACGAUAACCUUAUCACGCGUCUAAAAGCCUUGAGCCAAAUUCAAGUCGACUUCGACAAGCGCGCAAAGGAUGCAGAAGCGCGGUUCAUGGAGAGGCUGACUGAGAUGCGGAAGCAGCUUGAUAUGCGCUGGAAGCAGAUUGAUAAGUUCGAGGCCGGUGUCAAGGGCUUCGCAGAUGCGAAAACUGGUUGGAAGAGGAAGUUGGUUGCCAAAGAGGGCGAAGUUGAAGCGUUGAGGACCACGAAUGUAGAGCUUUCAGCCCAGCUCGCUGGAAUCCGAAAACCCGGGCAGGCGGACUCUAUGGAGCUCCGUGCACUGACUGCUCGAGCAGCAAAUGCCGAAAGGAGACUCAACAACGCCCAGAAUCAACUGCUUGCGACGGAGGAGAAAGUCGCGUCGAUGAACCAGAAGAACUCCGUCGCCGAUGCCAAGUGGGAAGCAAGGGUUAAAGAGUAUGAAGCUCGAUUAAAAGCAGCUGAGGAACGUGUCAAACGCGAACGACAAGGGGGCAAAGAACGGGUUGCGGAGUUGGAGAGCAACCUCAAGACUCUACAACGACAACUUGAGCUCGCGCAAAAGAGGAAUCAACAGCUCGGCGAUGUUGUCGAGGCGACCAAGAUUCCGACAAGCUCGUCUGCACCGUCCAUGCGAUGA